AUGAGGCUCUAUCUACAUGCGGUCCUCAUCAGCUGGGUGUUGCUCAACAAUGCUGACCCUGCUUCCGGCCUCAUCCAACCAAAGGCCGCUGCAUCUGGUGAACCACACGAGCACAACGAGGCCAGUCGACUGAGAUCUCAAGCUACCGACGAAACCGAUCAAGACGAGAGGAUGAUGCAAGUCCCUCGCGGCAUGGUGCUGCCGAACGAUGUGAUCGAGAUUUUACGUCAGUUUUCACAAUUAAGCUUGCAUCACGAGAUGCCAGUACCCCCGAGCGCUUUGCGUGGUAAAGUGCUGGGCCUACCCUCAAGUCAAGUCAUCGAGGAAAUCGAAAAGCUGAAAUCGGCAGAUUUCUCUCGUGAUACGAUGGUGAUGGAGGUAUAUACACCUAUUCUCGUAUUUCUGGCGCAUAAAAAGUUGCCGGAUGAUAUUUUGGCCCAAUUGAUGAUUCACCUGGUCGACCAGAUGAAUUCUGUCACUGCGCCACUUUUUGUCAAACUGGCACAGCGGUUCAAGGAGCUGGAAACUGCGGCGGAAGCGGCCAUUGCGCACUUGUCGUCGAGAUAUGGGGCGACUUCUGUGGGACCAUCGCGUAAUAUUGAGGCAUUUAUCUCCAAGAUGGAAGCGGAGGGAAAUUUGGUGAGCGCCCUUUACCUCCGACGCUUUGCAGAUGAGUUUGCUGAGUGGCAGAAGAAACAAACUACGGCGACCCACCUCGUCGGCAAUUAG
Hyaloperonospora brassicae is the source of this 729-nucleotide messenger RNA. Lineage: Eukaryota; Oomycota; Peronosporomycetes; Peronosporales; Peronosporaceae. The record is from the annotation of a GenBank genome assembly.